UAGUAUUCUGAAAAGCAGGACUCUUAUCUGCGCUCGCAGUGAGGUCAGCUGAAGCGGAAGCUCUCUCCGGUGUUUGAUGAUCAAGUGUCAUGGAGGCUGCUAGCCACCAGCACCGCUGACGGGCUCGUUACUGUCUAAAUCCCGCUUCUAAUCACUCAGUCUCACUGUCAGCUCCUCUGGUGUAAAGGUUGACAGCCAGUAGAAUCAUGGAGUCCAUGCUCAAUAAACUAAAGAGCACCGUCACCAAGGUGACAGCUGAUGUGACCAGUGCUGUCAUGGGCAACCCUGUCACACGGGAGUUUGAGGUGGGCCGACAUAUCGCCAGCGGGGGUCCAGGAAUGAGCUGGAGGAUCUACAACGGCACCAAAAAAUCCACCAAACAGGAAGUGGCAGUCUUUGUGUUCGAUAAGAAGAUCAUUGAUCGUUAUCAGAAGUUUGAGAAGGAUCAGAUCAUUGAUUCACUGAAGAAAGGAGUUCAACAGCUGACGCGGUUGCGACAUCCGCGCCUCCUCACGGUUCAGCACCCACUGGAGGAGUCCAGAGACUGUCUGGCGUUCUGCACAGAGCCUGUGUUUGCCAGUCUAGCAAAUGUGCUCGGCCAGUGGGACAACCUCCCAAGUCCUGUUCCCACAGACAUCAAAGAAUACAAACUCUACGAUGUUGAGACAAAAUAUGGCUUACUGCAGGUCUCAGAGGGUUUAUCGUUCCUCCACAGUGGGGUUAAAAUGGUUCAUGGUAACUUGUGUCCAGAGAACAUCAUGUUAGAUAUGGGCUUUGACUUCAGUAUCUCCUCUAGUAACCCGUCUGACGCUGAGCCCAAGUAUGUUUGUAAAGAGUGGGACCCCAAUCUGCCGCCUCUCUGCCUCGCGAACCCUGAAUAUGUGGCUCCUGAGUACAUCCUGUCCGUCAGCUGUGACGCAGCCUCUGAUAUGUACUCACUGGGAGUAUUGAUCCACGCCGUGUUUAAUGAAGGCAAGCCUGUCUUUCAGGUCAACAAGCAGGACAUAUACAAGAGCUUCAGCCGACAACUGGACCAGCUGAGCCGUCUGAGUCCAGGAUUAUUGAGUAAGAUCCCAGAAGAGGUCAGGGAGCAUGUGAAGAUGUUGCUCAGCGUCACCUCAAACGUGCGUCCAGAUGCAGAUCAGAUGACAAAGAUUCCCUUCUUCGAUGAUGUUGGAGCGAUGACCCUUCAGUACUUUGACUCGCUUUUCCAACGGGACAACUUACAGAAGUCUCAGUUCUACAAAAGUCUCCCCAAAGUUCUGCCCAAGUUGCCCAAGAGAGUAAUAGUACACAGAAUCCUCCCGGCGCUCACGUCUGAGUUUGUGAAUCCUGACAUGGUUCCGUUCAUUCUUCCGAAUGUGCUGCUCAUCGCUGAGGAGUGCACGAAGGAGGAAUACGUCCGCCUCGUUCUCCCAGACCUCACCCCAGUUUUCAAACAGCAGGAGCCAGUACAGGCUAGCAACAUGAUCCUGCUGAUAUUUCUGCAAAAGAUGGACCUACUUUUGACCAAAACGCCUCCUGAAGACAUCAAGAACAGUGUUCUGCCCAUGGUGUACAGAGCGGUGGAAGCCCCCUCUAUUCAAAUACAGGAACUUUGUCUAAAUAUCAUUCCCACGUUUGCCAAUCUAAUUGAGUACCCAUCCAUGAAGAAUGCACUUAUUCCUCGUAUCAAAUCUGCUUGUUUACAGACAUCCUCACUAGCGGUGAGGGUGAACUCUUUGGUGUGCCUAGGCAAGAUUCUUGAAUACCUGGAUAAAUGGUUCGUCAUUGAUGAAAUUCUACCAUUCCUGCAACAGAUUCCAUCCAGGGAACCAGCUGUGCUCAUGGGCAUUCUGGGCAUCUACAAGUGCACUUUCACCCAUAAGAAACUGGGCAUCCCAAAAGAGCACCUGGCUGGAAAGAGUUUACCUCAUCUGGUCUCACUUAGUAUUGAUAACAACCUUAACCUUAACCAGUUUAACUCUUUCAUGGCUGUGAUCAGGGAAAUGUUGAAUCGCAUGGAGGCGGAGCAUAAGACCAAAUUAGAGCAGUUGCACAUCAUGCAGGAGCAGCAAAGGAGUUUGAACAUAAACCAGAUGAACCAAUCAGAGGAGACUAAGAACACGCCCAGCCCAGCCACAAAAGUCAGAGAUAUCGAUGAGAUCUUUGGUGGCAGUUCAGGAAGUGCAGGUGUGAAUGGUAAAGAGAACGGUUCCUCAUCAACCACGUCACAACCCUCACGAGUGUCUCUCACCCUGGAAGAAAAGCAGCGUUUGGCUAAAGAACAGGAACAGGCUGCCAAACUAAGAAGCCAGCAGCCAUUGGCUCCACAGAGUGUCAAACCAGCCACAACGACACCUCAGGCAAAGGAUCUGACCAGCAGUCUUCUGAACAGCAUGACAUCUCUGAACAACUUCUCUUUGAACUCUGGGACCAGGACGAUGCCCAUGCAGGGCGGCACUAUAUCCUCUACCUUCCCAGCUGGACCCACCAUGGGUGGAAUGGGCACCAUGGGCGUCAGCAAUGGUUUCAACUCACCCAUGGGAUUCCAGACGGGAGGUAUGGGAAUGGCCAUGAGACCCGCUGCUCCAGGCCUCUACGGAGGCAUGGCCACCACUACCAGCACUCCAAAUUUCAGUGCCCUCACCCAGAGCCAGAACCAACCCAGCAAGUCCACAGACAUGUCCGCCCUAGACUCCCUCUUCACUUCUAGCAAACCCAAAGUCAGCAUGAACCAAAUGGCCCCUAAACCGGCCCCAGGAGCCACUGCACCUUCCCCGUGGCUCAGUCAGUUUGGUACAGGCCAGCCUUCCCAGACUGCACCCAUGCAGGCGACUCCGAUGGGGAUGACGGGAGUUCAGGGUGGUUUUGGAAUGCAAGCAAACCCAUUCUUCAACCCUCAGAACUUCUCGCAACCUGUGGCCUCUUCAACAAUCAACGCUGGGGUGAUGAAGCAAAGCACUUCAGCCAACAACGAUCUUAAGGACCUCUUCGGAUAAAACAUUUGCCUUUCGUUCGCGUUCCCCCUUGGGUGGGAAUCAAAACCAAACAACAUCAGCAGCGACGAUGACAGUCAAAAUUUGGUUGGAUGGUUGGACAAGGUGUCCUUGAAAGACAGUGUUUAAAAGUUAUUCUGGUUUAGUUUGUCUUUUUUUUUAGCCCUUCAAUGGUGCACUUAUCUUCUUGAGUGAAUCAACGGCACCAAACAAACAUCAUGUUUCACAGAAAGCUUGGGCUCUUUCACCGAAAGCUGCUUCAAUUGGUGGAUGCCUUGGAUUUGUUGUAUCGUUGGACUUGACAUGUGCCCCAGAAGACACAAGGAGUAACAAACUCAAGCGCUUUUGGUUUCAUUUCCUUUUUGCUUGAGCCUCACGUUCAGAGCAAGCUUCAUCGAUAGCCUCAGGAUUUGCUGUUAUCCUGAUAGUGUCUGGCAAAAGGAAGUCUCUAUCAUGUGAUAAGUAAAGGAAGACGUGGUGUAAUCCAUAGUUUGGGCCGGAAUGAGUGUUUUUAUAAUUGUGUAUAUACUGUAUCUGGUGAUUUAUUGUUUGAGUUUCAUACUUGUACAUGAUCUACUGAGGUAAAAUAUCUUAAAAGAGGGACACCGUCUUCAUACUGUAGGUGCACUAAAUGUAUAGAACUAAAAAUGAUAUUAAAAAAAUAGGUUUUGAGAUGUUAUUGGGAUGUUGUCGGUACUUUUAAAGUGAGUUUGUGUAAAACAGAAUCCAUGAGCUUCAUUUAUGAAACACCUAGCAGAUUUAUUAUUUUGUAAAUUUCUUGGGUUUUUUUUAACUCUCUCGGAUAAAGGGUCAUAUUUUAAAAGACAAAGUCAAAUGUGCUUAAUUAUAAAUAAAUAUGCAUUACUGUAAUAUAAUAGUAAAGAUUUAGCUCUAUACUUAACGACUUACAAAUUUGUAUGUAUAUUUUUUGCAUUUUGAAAAUAAUAAAUUUUUUCACACAUUACAAAAAUUAGGUUUUUAUGGAAGCCCGUUUCUGCUACUUAAAAAUAAAACAAGGCGAUUGCGACUUUAGAAUUGUGAGAGAUAACCUCGCAAUUCUGAGGUUUUUUUUUUUUCUUGCAGUUGGGAGUUUAUAUCUCGCAAUUCGGAGUUUCUUUUUUCUCACAAUUACAAGUUUAUGUCUCGCAAUUGUGAGAUAAAAAGUCGCAAUUACCUUGUUUUAUUUUUUAUUAGUGGCGGAAACGGGCUUCCAUAGGUUUUCCAUUUUUGUAAUGUGUGAAAAGAUUUAUCAGACUUGGAGAGUUUUUUGUUGUUGUUUUGUUUCGUGGUUUGAAUUGCUGGAAAAUUAGCUUGUCGAUGCACAAAGUUAAAAAUAGGCGUCUUUAUGCAAAAUAUACAAUUUGCGCAUUUAGGUUUGGGGAUAAAAUGCGUUUCCUAAAUUGCAGCUAUAAAUGAGUUUGGAUAAAUUGCAGCUAUAAAUGGUCAGUAAUAGCAUAUUGUAUACAACCAAGUUGUAACAGAAGUAUGUGUUUCAUGAAUGAAGCCUGAUACAUUUGUUUCCCUUUUGGUUCUCUGCUGUUACUUCCUACCCUGUGUUUGUUACCCACUUUUUUUUUGUUUGUCUGUUGUCAUUAUAUGGGCAGUUUCCUGUUGUAGGAAGUGACCAAUUGAAUUCCUUAUCAUGUGAUUCCAUAUCAUGACCAAACAGACCAUUGCAACACAGCAAAUCACCAAAAUGUGUAUUAUUUCUGAAGAAAAAAAAAAGAAAAGAAAAAAACAUGAAUAAAUGAGGUGUACAGUAAAUAGAGAUGAACUGCCACUUGAGUUUUUUUUUUUUUUGUGUUUUUUUUUUAUCCUGUCGCAAGUGAAUAACUUUCCUGAGGAGAAUCUUUAAUAUCCAGACAGGUUUUAUUUAAAGGGAAUGCUAUUCCUGGUCUUAUGAAUGAGAGGCCUUAUGUUGAGAGUUGUGCAAUAACAGGUCUGUGAUGGAGAUUGUGGAAAUAACUUUCUGUACGAGUGUUUCACUACAUGCAGUUUUCAAAUAGGCUCGAUCAAUGUAGAUAAAACAUCUGGACUGUUUUCAUUUUAAAAAAAAAUGUGAACUAGAUGGUUGAAAAGAUGAUGAUUUUGGAAUCAAAUAAAUUGGUUAUUUAAAGGGUAAUACCUUUUCACUUCAGUCAUUUAUUUGUAUUUUAUAGGUGUGUUAUUAUUGAAGCAUAUGGCACCACAGAUAGUUUAGAAGUAGAAAGAAUAGAAAUAAUUUUAAAAUAAUUUUACAAGCGUUUGUAUAUGUAUAAUUUUACUAUGAAAAAUACGUUUCUGAGUAGAAAACGAUAACAGUUAGUCCUCAGCUAGCUAGCGUCUAGUGUUAACUGAAUUUAUUCAUAAGUGCAUCUAAUGUAGUCUGUCUAGAAAAGUGCAGUCAUAUUUCACAUUUUAUAUACAUAUAUUAAUAGUAACCUAUUUUAAGACUUUUAAAAUUGACAUUGUUUCCAUAAUUUCAAUUAAUUGAUAAAAAGGAUUAUAAACCAUGGUUUUACUUUUUAUUUACUAUUUGAUUUAAAAAAUAAUAAUAAAUAAAGUAUAUUUGGAAGGGUGUGCUACUGUGCUUCAUUGUCAUGAAGAUAAUGUUGCAAUUUAUUAAAAGGGACCUGGACAUGUUCUUCAAGAGAGUCAUCUUUAUUUGUAUGUGAAGAAAAUUAUUUUAGCAAAUUUUGUUCAAUUGUUGAAUAAACAGAAAUAUAGGAAAAACAACACCCACCCACCCACCC
Molecule: messenger RNA, 5710 nt
Organism: Cyprinus carpio (common carp)
Lineage: Eukaryota; Metazoa; Chordata; Actinopteri; Cypriniformes; Cyprinidae
Product: SCY1-like protein 2
Exons: 19
Coding region: 207-2981 (924 amino acids)
Biological process (GO): protein phosphorylation
Molecular function (GO): protein kinase activity; ATP binding
Source: RefSeq, a predicted model, not a curated record